AUGGCCGCUUCAAUCAACCUGAACACCAUGCAGGCUACACCUAUGCCACCCCCAACGAAUACCCACAACGAGGCUGCUAGCCAGGGCAGCCCUCGGAAAGCAACAAAAAGCUGUCUGAAAACUCAGACGUCAACAGACGGAGUCGACGAAGAGGCAGAUGGCGACAAGAGCGGUCCUAAGGAAGACGCAGACACAAACGCACCUGCUAUGAACACACAUGUGAACAUGUCAGGUGCUCUUCAACGCAAAAUGUCGGAGCUCCAAGCUAGUGGCUGGAGACCGCCGGAAGAGUCGUUCGAUAGUGACGACGACUACGACGGUGUUGACAUGAUCAGCAACAGCGAUGAUGAAGAAAAGAGCAUGAGAAAAGCCGAAGAGAAGCUCAUGGCUCAGGACGAGGAUGACGACGACGAGCACAAUGCAGCUCUGGCACGAAGACUUAGUUUGUCCAGCCAGAACAGCAACCAGGCCGAGCUGGCCUAUCUCGAGUUCAACGAUGACUACCUCCUACGUGACGACCCCUUCUCGCAGCCUUGGCUCGACGCCGACGAGAUCAUGGCGGCACCCGAAUUCUUCCGUGAGGCUACCCCCCUCACGAGGACCGAGAGCGAACAGACUGUGCCUCCACAACGCCGUGUACGCUUCGAAGAGAGAGCCGACAUGUCUGAUGAAACAGACUCGGACAACGACAGCGACUUCUUCCCCGACCUCUUCAUCCAACAAGACCACCUCGACCCCCGCUUCAGACGCUUGAUAGAGAAGGAUGACGACCACGAGUUGUACCAGGACGACAGUAGCAAUGCCGGUUCUGAAUGGGACUUUGAGGCCGACGAGAUGAGAAUGCUACUCAUGGAAGAAGAAGAGGAGGAAUCGGACUCGUCGGCCGGCUCUAGCGGCUACGAAUCCGAUGACGGCGACACAACUGACGAAGAACCCAUGCCUCCCCCGCCAAAGAGAGCCUCUACCGCACCUACAAGCCCAAGCAGUACCCUCGCCACUCCUCGCCCUUCUACUGCAAGCUCCACUCGCAUCAAGCUAGCUCUCCGCAAGAACAAGAACAAGCGCACCCCUACACAACCCAAGAUGGGGACGUUCAUCAUAGACCCUCACCGCCCUGUUCUCACCAUCGAUGGUGUCGGUGUAUCGCAAAAGAGCACCUUGUGGCCUGCAAAGAUCCAAUCUGCUGCCGACAAGCAGUUGUGGGAACGUAUGCACAUGCUGAGCAACACAAACAGCCGUGCUACUAGUCGUACCACCAGCCCCCGCCAAUCAGUUCAGCUUACGCCUUCCGGCGAGAGCGAUGCCAUGAGCAUAGGUGAAGAGAAUGACUUCUUCGACUCAUUCGGUGCUCUUCGUACCGACCAAGUCAUUGGUCCUCCAGAAGCCUUUACUCCGUUUGUUGAUGUCACUGCUUCUGGUGCCAUCAUCCACGACGAGGAUGCUGCCAUACCUGGUGCUGAUGAUGAACAAGACCCUAUGUGCUUCUUGAACUUUGACGACGACGACGACGACGACGACGACGUGGAUGAAGACAUGAACGAUGAGUCUGAUCACGCCGCCUCUCCCACUACUCAAUCGUUCUCAUCUCAAGUCACCAACACCACAUCAUCUCAACCUGGUGGCUUUGAUCUGCUUGCUCAUCUCGACCGCCACGGCGUUGUCGGCUCCUUCCGCCGCAACCAACAGUUCGCCAAACACGUAGGAUCUCUGCCUUCUCACCCUGCCCUCAGAGCAUCCCUGUCCGAGACGAACGCCAUGCAGACCGGUCGUCGCGCUGCAGCCAACACACCCAUCACACCUCUCAGAAAGAAGAAGGCAAAGGGUGUUGGAGCACGUAACUCUCCCAUGACCACUACAAGUCCUCUCACAAAGAGUCCCCCUCUCAAGAAGAAGGGUCCCGUCAGAGGCGGUUUCAGCCGUCGCUGA
Aureobasidium namibiae CBS 147.97 is the source of this 1926-nucleotide messenger RNA. RefSeq lists its product as uncharacterized. The coding region runs from base 1 to 1926 and encodes 641 amino acids. Lineage: Eukaryota; Fungi; Ascomycota; Dothideomycetes; Dothideales; Saccotheciaceae. The record is from RefSeq and is a predicted model, not a curated record. The transcript has 2 exons.